Anoplopoma fimbria (sablefish) is the source of this 1956-nucleotide messenger RNA. It is a transcript of the gene ccdc17, whose product is annotated as coiled-coil domain containing 17. The record is from RefSeq and is a predicted model, not a curated record. The coding region runs from base 1 to 1956 and encodes 651 amino acids. The transcript has 15 exons. Lineage: Eukaryota; Metazoa; Chordata; Actinopteri; Perciformes; Anoplopomatidae.
AUGGAGCUGGAAUUGAUCUGCACAGACUGUAACAUGGUGUUUCGCUCCACUGAGCUGCUUGGGAAACAUAAAGCGCUGCUCUGCAUUGGGAACGAGGUAGGACACCUUCGGGUGCAAAGACGCAGCUCUGAACUUCUCAUGAGGGACAAACCUGAAUUUCGGGACUCUAAACAGACGAGAAUCCCUGAUCUCAGUCAGCUGAGAGCUCACCGAAGGAAAAUCCCCAAACCAAAGUUAGCGAGAGCAGAGGGCACGCAAACCAGUCAGACAGAGAAUGCUGCUCUGCAAGAUCUCAGACAUGAGUUUCACAAAUUGAGGAUGUCCAUUGAAGAAAAUCUGCAAAAAUGGUCACAAAGGACCACAGAUACUGAGACGAGUGGGCGUCAGUUUGGUCACAGUGAGAGACUGGAAGAGAUGAGGGAAAUGACGAAGCUCCACCAGCACCAACUGGCCCUGAUACAUACUCACAACCAGGAGCUGGAGCAGCAGAGGGACGAGCUGGCCCAUCAGAUGAGUGUCCUAUCCGAGCAGAGCAACACCACUCAUCUGGAGAGUGUGCUGAUGGAGCUCAGAGAGCAGGAGGAGAGAAACGAGGAGAUACUGCAACAAAUCUCUGAACACCUCAGUGCAUCACACGUGCGAGAGGACUCGGUACAUGCUAAUCAGCCAGAUCCAUGCAAGAAUAAAAAAAUGGAUCAUGACAGCUACAAGCUCAUUUCUUCUUCGGAUGGCCCUCUCUCUACCCAGAUAAAAGCCCUGUGGCAAGCAUACAUGCAGUCCAGUGGGUCUGAUCCAGCCAUUGUGGCACAAAUGAUUGACCUCCAGGUGGAAGCCCGAAGUCUGGAGAAUAAACAACCAGCGACAUCAAGCGAGUCCGAAAAGAAGAAGGUGAAGCCUCCUCGGUGGAGUCCGAGAAGGGAGCUGCUGGCUGUGGAGCAGGAGAACCAGAGACUUGAGGAGGAGAUCCUGAGGAUCCAGCUGGUCAGGGAUCAACACCAAACAUAUGACGCGAGUACUGAGCUUGAGCUGAUUCAGAGGGAGAACCUCCUGCAGAUCGGCAGUUUACAGGCAGAGAUGGAGAGAAGCAAAGAGGGUCCCAGGACCAUGAAACAGCCUCCGAUGCCUCCCCAACUCCGACCCCAGACCCACAUUCAUGCACCUCUCUCACUGCUCCAGACGAGAUCUCUCUCCUCUCCAACGGGAAGAUGGAUGUCGGGUUCCUUGGACUCUCUGGGUCCGGCCCCCUACGACCCUGCGGCCGGUUUUGUGGUUUUUUACGACCUGAUGCUGGGAGUGGAUGUCUCUCAGAGGGCGCUGUGCCUGGUGGCAGCUCUUUACUCAGAAGGUCAGGAGGUGGGACCGCCGACUCCCCUUCCACCUGUCCAGUGCCUGUCAGGAGGAACCCUGCCUUACACCCACAGCGCCACCCCUACAAACUACGCCCUCCUGUCGGUCAAACAGCCUGUGCCCAGGAUCCAGCCAUCAGCCUCCCUCUCUCUGGUGGUGGAGGUGCAGACAGCAGGAGAUGUGGAUGCUCACAGUCAGGAGGUCUUCAAACUGGCAUCCUGUGGCUGGACACGGAUGGAUCUCUUUGACAAAUACAACCAGCUCCGUAGUGGCCACUGGAGGUUGCCAGUGCGCAAUCUGCCUGUUAGAUCCUCCUCAAGCCCUGCCCAGCUCAACUCAGUGCCCCAGGUGGGCAAAAUGGAGCUGUGUGUACGUUUGGUCAACGGACGAGACGCAGAUGUUCAGACUCUGGCUAAGCCUGACCCGACUAGCACCGGUCACUAUAAAUAUCCAGCUGUGGUAGGGUGUCCUCACGUCCUGCGACUGUCCAUGGAAAUGCAGCUCUGGCGGUUUCAGCGCCUCAGCUCACAGGAUUGGAUUAACUCUCCUCCCUUUUUGUCCUACACUGAUCACCAAAGGCCUCCACUCACCGAGAGCGGUCAGAGGUGA